This is a messenger RNA of Lampris incognitus (smalleye Pacific opah), 1101 nucleotides long. It is a transcript of the gene foxe1, whose product is annotated as forkhead box E1. The transcript has a single exon. Gene Ontology annotation, biological process: anatomical structure morphogenesis; regulation of transcription by RNA polymerase II; cell differentiation. Gene Ontology annotation, molecular function: RNA polymerase II cis-regulatory region sequence-specific DNA binding; DNA-binding transcription factor activity, RNA polymerase II-specific. NCBI's taxonomy places the organism in Eukaryota, Metazoa, Chordata, Actinopteri, Lampriformes, Lampridae. The coding region runs from base 1 to 1101 and encodes 366 amino acids. The record is from RefSeq and is a predicted model, not a curated record.
AUGACAAUGCCAGUGGUCAAAGUAGAGAAAGACACUGCAUCAGAUAGCUCGUUGCCUUCCUCCAACCCUCCCGACCAGACAGAGGAGCUACCCAGAGGUCGCAGAAGGAAGAGACCCCUCCAGCGGGGGAAACCCCCCUACAGUUACAUUGCUCUUAUCUCCAUGGCCAUAGCAAACUCUCCCGACCGCAGGCUGACCUUGGGUGGCAUCUACAAGUUCAUCACAGAGCGCUUCCCUUUCUACAGAGACAAUUCAAAGAAGUGGCAGAACUCCAUCCGCCAUAAUUUAACCCUCAAUGACUGUUUCAUCAAGAUCCCUCGAGAACCAGGGCGGCCAGGGAAGGGCAACUACUGGGCCUUGGACCCCAAUGCUGAGGAUAUGUUUGAAAGCGGCAGUUUCCUCCGCCGCAGGAAGAGAUUCAAACGCUGUGACUUCACCACUUAUGCCUCGUAUGUUCACGACUCGCCAGGUUUCUCCCCUGUCCAGAUCGGCCGAUCGGCGGUAUACACCAACUCAGCCUAUCCCAACAUGGCCGUCAGUCCAUCAUAUGGGCAGCAGUUGCCUUCUGCGUACCUAUCCUCCCCAUCACCUCCUGGGUUUGGGCCAGGUCAGGCUCACAUGUUCCGGAUCAAUACCCUCAUAGGUCAUCCCGCUCCAUCCAACACUUUAGGAGGACAGGGACUGGAGGUGAUGCAGCAGUCCAACCGCAGCUUCAGCACGGAAGGUGGGCCAAAUGCCUCUAGCCCUUGCAGUCUGGGGGCUGCAGGCUUCCAGAGCCAAGCAUGUGGAGUGGCCAUGCCACCCCGUUCCUCUACCCACGUUGGGUUCACCUAUUCUGGGCCAAAUGGCUACCAUCACCCCCAUGCCACCCAGGGCUCUUAUGGACAAGGCCACAGCCAAGCAUACGGCAUGGCAAAUCGUCUCCAUUCCUUACCGUCAGGAUCCGUGGAGACGGUGGACCAUUACGGCAGAGUUUCCCCAGCCCAUUUAGGCUCCCUCUCCCAGUAUAACGGAGUAGCGGGUCCUGUUUCCAAUACAGGCAGUUACUUAAGACACCCCACAUACCCAGGGAAUAUGGACAGGUUUGUGUCUGCUAUUUGA